Messenger RNA from Carassius gibelio (silver crucian carp), 4013 nucleotides. RefSeq names its product DENN domain-containing protein 2A. NCBI's taxonomy places the organism in Eukaryota, Metazoa, Chordata, Actinopteri, Cypriniformes, Cyprinidae. Gene Ontology annotation, biological process: retrograde transport, endosome to Golgi. The transcript is spliced from 20 exons. Bases 291 to 3371 code for a protein of 1026 amino acids. The record is from RefSeq and is a predicted model, not a curated record. Gene Ontology annotation, cellular component: actin cytoskeleton.
GAGAGCGGAGGAAGGCAGAAACACUGGAGAGAGAUAAAGUUUGAGUCUAUCUGAGCGACUGCUGCUUCUCUUCUGCUUGUAGGCCGUCUGCAGGAUACACAGGGAUCGGCUGGGAAAGAGAGGAUUUAAUCAGCCAGAGAGUGUGCUGGAGAAGGAAAAGAGAGGGAAGAGGGAGGAGAAAAAGGGAAUAGCUGCUCAGAUCAUGAGAGUGGAUGCCGUCUUUCCUGAGGUCAGAUUUCACAAAAUGAGAGACCACUGCACUCCUACUGGGCGCAAGCAACAGAGCAAGGAUGCCGGCUGCUAGCACCAUGACUGGCGGGAGAGCACUACUGCUCUGUACAAACACAGAGGACUGCAUCUACCAAUCAGCAAACGGGCUCCACUGCUGUGGAUUGAAGCUUGACCAGGCCCAAUCUGUGGUGCUUCAGCGGCCAGACCUGUGUGGGGUCGGGGACAGUGUAUCUUCUCUGAGCAACAUCAGCCGAAGCCCAGGAGACACCAUCAUGCUCGCCCAUAAGAGUCCCUCCAAUACUCAGUCCAUUGAAAAUGGUCUGGGUGGUUGCAGCAAGUCCCCCAAGAGUCCCUUAGGACUUAAAAGCACUGCCAGCAUUCGAGACAAGAUAUCCCGGUGGGAGGGUAAAACAGAGACCACCGGGUCAAACACCCAAUCAGUGGGACUGAAGGAGAUGGAAGUUGGAAAGAAGAAGGUACAACCGGAAGUACAAAGAAAAGACAGUAAGCGACUUUCAAACUGGGAGAGACAGAACUGUGGCAAAGAGAAUGGGAGUAAGUUUGGAGAACCUUUGAACACCUCGGAGGGACCUGUGAAGGAAAAGGAAUGGAUUUUGGACAAAGCCCCAUUGGGGAAAACAACAGAAACUGGUCAGGACAAAAAGUUGGUGUUGACACACAUUAAAAAACUUGAGCAAGCGAUGAAGGAGACUCCUUCCAAAUCGUCCUUGUCUAUGCCCGGCAAUUAUUUCUGCCCAGCUUCAAAAGAGGAGCAGGAAGAAGCAGAGAAGAGGCCCGCAGAGCCAAUCUUUGGGACUCUGGAUGUUGGGAGAUCUGGCAGCCGAAUUCGAAGUCGGGACUCUGAGAACGUCUACAGUGAACCUGGAUCUCCUUCCAUUAACCCUUUACCAAAACCCCAAAGAACCUUUCAACACCACACACAGACAAAUAACCCUGCGGCCAUCCACUGUUUUGUCAAGGGUAAACGAAAUCUCCCCCCUUUACCUUCCAUACCUCCCCCACCCCUUCCAUCCUGUCCUCCACCUCAAGGGAUCUGCAGAAGACUAUCCGGACGAGCUCGAGACACUAAUAACAGGAAGUCCUACGAGUUUGAAGAUCUUCUACAGUCGACAUCAGAAGGUUGUCGAGCAGAUCUCUAUGAGCUAUCUAAGCUAGGCCUCACUCGCACUUUAUCAGAGGAGAAUGUCUAUGAGGAUAUCCUAGACCCACCAUCGAAGGAGAACCCAUAUGAAGACAUAGAGUUGGAAAGUCACUGUCUUAGGAGCAAGUAUCCCGUUUCUUCUUCCCCUUCCUCUCCUAUUCCAGAUACCCCAUCCAAGCUCUCCUCCAAGCCUGGUUUCUUCAGGCAGAAUUCAGAGCGACGUAGUUUCAAGCUAUUGGAACUGCGAAAGACCGGCAGAGAUGGCGGCAUUGCGUCCCCGUCACGGGUCAGCCCUCCAUCAACACCCAGCAGCCCGGAUGACACCCCGUGUCUGUCGGGGGAUCCUUACAACCGACGGCGGCGGAAAAUUCCAAAGAUGGUGCAGAAAAUCAACGGCAUCUUUGAGGCCCGUAGGGGAAAGAAGAAGAUGAAAAGGGUCUCACAGUCAACCGAAUCCAGUUCGGGAAGAGUGACGGAUGAAAACAGUGAGUCUGAAAGUGACACAGAGGAGAAAAUAAAAGCUCACAGUCAGAGAUUAGUGUCGGUCCAGUCUAUGUUGAGGCAAACCGGUCGAUAUCGCACUCUGGAGCGAGACCUGAUGGAACUUCAGGAGCGGAAAUUGUUUGAGUACUUUCUGGUUGUGGCUCUUCAUAAGACCAAAGCAGGCGUGCCGUAUUUACCAGAAGUCACACAGCAGUUCCCUCUCAAGUUUGAACGAAGCUUCAAGUUUAUGCGAGAGGCUGAAGACCAGCUGAAAGUCAUUCCUCUGUUCUGUUUCCCUGACGCUAAAGACUGGGCACCUGUGGACAGUUUCCCCAGUGAAACGUUUUCGUUUGUCUUAACCGGAGAAGAUGGGAGCCGGAGAUUUGGCUACUGUCGACGUUUACUGCCCAGCGGUAAAGGGAGGCGUCUACCUGAAGUGUACUGCAUUGUGAGCAGACUGGGCUGUUUUGAUCUCUUCUCCAAGAUCCUGGAUGAGGUAGAGAAGCGACGAGCCAUUUCUCCUGCGCUGGUCCAGCCGUUUAUGAGAGGAAUUAUGGAGGCUCCGUUCCCAGCGCCGGGAAGAACCAUCAGCAUUAAGAACUUUCUGCCGGGUUCAGGGACCGAGGUGAUAGAAUUAUGUCGUCCUUCAGAUUCCCGUCUGGAGCACGUGGAUUUCGAGUGUUUGUUUUCCUCUCUGAGCUUGCGUCUGCUUCUGCGGGUGUUUGCUUCUCUUCUGCUGGAGCGGAGGGUCAUCUUCACCGCAGAUAAACUCAGCACCCUCUCUAAAUGUUGUCAUGCCAUGGUGGCUCUGCUGUACCCCUUCACCUGGCAGCACACAUACAUCCCGGUCCUGCCGCCGUCCAUGAUGGACAUCGUCUGUACACCGACUCCUUUCAUAGUCGGGCUGCUCUCCAGCUCUCUGGCCCGUCUCAAAGAGCUGCCGCUAGAGGAGGUCCUGGUGGUCGACCUCGGCAACAGUCGUUUCCUGCGACAGAUGGAUGAUGAGGAUUCGAUUCUGCCUCGUAAACUCCAGGCCGCUCUGGAACACGUUCUAGAGCGGAGGAAGGAGCUGGCGUGUGACGUGGCAGAUAAUCCUGGCGAGCCCAGUUCUCUGAGCUGUGUGGUGUCAGAGGUGUUUGUGCGGUUCUUCGUGGAGAUCGUGGGUCAUUACUCACUCUUUAUGGGCGGCAGUGACCGUGAUGAAGAAUCCUCUGCCUCGUCUUCCUCCUCUCCGACUCCCUCGUCCUUCCAGCGUGAGGCUUUUCGUAAAGCCGUGUCCUCCAAGAGCCUGCGGAGAUUCCUGGAGGUCUUCAUGGAGACGCAGAUGUUCGCAGGAUUCGUGCAGGAAAGAGACUUUCGGAGGCAGGGCCUGAAAGGUUUGUUUGAGAUGAGGGCUCAGGAUUACCUCGAUUCUCUGCCAGGCAGCGAGAACAGAGGCGUCAACAAGUUCCUCAAAGGUUUAGGACACAAGAUGAAAUUCCUGUCCAAAAAAUGAAAACUAGCCAUGUAGGAUCUGUAUGUUAGACUUGCUCUCACCUGAUCGUUUGACCAAAACAGACCAGAAGUAUGGGAUACGGCGACCUAAGGACCAAAGGCGAUGGAAAACACUGUACAGUCCAUUCUAGCUCCCCAAACCAUACCUUAAAGGACUUUAUUGAAACCCAGAACAGAAGCGUCCAUGUACAGUUCUUUCUCUCGUUUUCUACAUGUAUAAGAGAUAGAGUACAACUUCUUCAGAAACAGGAGGCUAUAAAUUAAUUUAUAUUCUUUCUAGAAAUAAGAAGACCUUUAUGAAAUCCUCUGUAAAACUUUAUAUGUUUCCUCUUAAAGUCGAAAUUGUGUUGUUAGUUUGUCAUAGUAUAUUUAUCGUACGUUACAGACUCGAGAUCGUCGACUGGGUUUCCGUGAAAACACCGCCACUGUGAUUGAAUGAAGCGUUGUUCUGUGUUUAAAAACGGGGGGAAAUCUAGAAUCUUGGAACUGCAGGAUCGGGAACUGUUCUAGAAUUAUUAGUUCAGAAAAGGUUCUCGACCGAAACCAGAACAAAGAGUUUUUCUUUUCUCUGUCUUACGUGCGUUACAGAAACACCACUAAAGUUACUUUUAACUUGUUUUUUUUUUUUUUUAAUAAACAGUGU